AUGUCCCCAUUCAAGCGGAAGAAACUCUUCAAGAACCUAGGCUUAGGCUGUGGCUGCGCCUCUACCACUAACUCCAAUGCUACUUAUGUCUACGAGCCCAAACCCAUAAUACCCAAAAUCAAGCCUAGAUCAUCCAUUGUUUCCUCUUCCAAUGAUGAAGAGACUUACAUCUCCAUAUCCCCUUCCACCUCUUCCAUCCUCUCAUCUAAUUGGCACAGUUGCAAUAAUGAGAAUAUAGAUAAGAAAAUGAUUACUACGACAACCUCUGCCUCAGCAGCAUCACCAUCCGCUUCAAGGAGAUGGAAUAUGGAGGAUCAAAAAAGGCAAACUACUGAUAGUAUUAGCACUACUGCAGUGGUGAUGGAGUCUGAGAAUCCUUACGAUGAUUUCCAACAGUCAAUGUUGGAAAUGAUAACAGAGAAUCAGAUAUUUUCUGCAGAAGAACUCCUUCAACUUCUCCAUUGUUUCCUAAGCCUUAAUUCUCCUGCUCAUCACCAUCUCAUCCUUUGCGCCUUCUUCCAGGUUUCCCAGUAUGCCAUCGUUUCUUCCUCAAAUUAA
Molecule: messenger RNA, 558 nt
Organism: Chenopodium quinoa (quinoa)
Lineage: Eukaryota; Viridiplantae; Streptophyta; Magnoliopsida; Caryophyllales; Amaranthaceae
Product: transcription repressor OFP7-like
Exons: 1
Coding region: 1-558 (185 amino acids)
Biological process (GO): negative regulation of DNA-templated transcription
Source: RefSeq, a predicted model, not a curated record